Molecule: messenger RNA, 3021 nt
Organism: Anastrepha obliqua
Lineage: Eukaryota; Metazoa; Arthropoda; Insecta; Diptera; Tephritidae
Gene: Kap-alpha3
Product: importin subunit alpha-3
Exons: 6
Coding region: 322-1881 (519 amino acids)
Biological process (GO): NLS-bearing protein import into nucleus
Cellular component (GO): cytoplasm; nucleoplasm; nucleus
Molecular function (GO): nuclear import signal receptor activity; protein binding
Source: RefSeq, a predicted model, not a curated record
UCGUUCCUUUACGUCGAGUUAUGAAAAGAAUUUUGAAACGUACUUGAGGACGGUCGUGACUUUUUGUAUACUUUAAAUCAUUUAGAAAAACGUAAAAAUUUGAAAAAUCGCAUAAAAGUGAUAAGAAAACAACGGAGCAAAUUUUUCGAUUACAAAUCACUGAAAAAAAAAUUACUUCACAACUAAAUUUGUAUAGAGAGAAACAAGACAAAGUAAGGUAAAGUGAAGCACUAAGGCAAAUCACAGCGAUAGAUAUCGUUGUACAAUACAAAAGAAGGGAAAGUGAGUAGUAAUUUAAUUGAGAAGAAAAAAUAAUACAAAAUGACAUCGCUGGAACCGAACGUGAAUCGCCUGCAGAACUUUAAAAAUAAGGGCAAGGAUCAAGAUGAGAUGCGCCGUCGCAGAAAUGAAGUUACAGUGGAGCUGCGCAAAAACAAACGUGAAGAGACGAUCCUGAAGCGUCGCAAUGUCCCCAAUAUGGAUUCGAAUACAGAUGAGGAUGACCAGCUGCCGAAUACAAUCAACCUGAAGAAACUGGCCGAGGCGGCUGCUGAUUCAUCGAAACCGGAACAACAAUUGGCUGCAGUGCAGGCUGCACGUAAGCUGCUCUCCUCGGAUAAGAAUCCACCAAUCAACGACCUCAUAAAGAGUGACAUUCUGCCAAUUUUGGUAGAUUGUCUAAAACAACAUGAUCACACAAUGCUACAGUUUGAAGCCGCCUGGGCAUUGACCAACAUUGCAUCGGGAACUUCAGAUCAAACCAAUCAGGUCGUCGCUGCCGGCGCAGUGCCGCUCUUCCUGCAGUUGCUCUCUUCGCCCGCACCCAAUGUUUGCGAGCAGGCAGUUUGGGCUUUGGGUAACAUCAUCGGCGACGGACCGGAGUUGCGUGAUUACGUCAUCAAACAUGGCGUUGUGCAGCCGCUGCUAUCGUUCAUUAAGCCCGACAUACCAAUUUCAUUUUUGCGCAAUGUCACAUGGGUAAUUGUGAAUUUAUGCCGUAAUAAGGAUCCACCACCACCAGCCGCCACCAUACACGACAUCCUGCCCGCACUCAAUGUGCUCAUCCAUCAUACGGAUACCAAUAUAUUGGUUGAUACUGUUUGGGCCAUCAGUUACCUAACCGAUGGUGGUAAUGAUCAAAUUCAAAUGGUGAUUGAAAGUGGUGUCGUACCCAAGCUGAUACCAUUGCUAGGACAUGCUGAAGUUAAGGUGCAAACGGCAGCUUUGCGUGCUGUCGGUAACAUUGUAACUGGCUCGGAUGAGCAAACACAGGUGGUGCUCAACUACGACGCGUUGUCGUAUUUCCCAGCAUUGUUGUCGCACCAAAAGGAGAAAAUCCGCAAGGAGGCUGUCUGGUUCCUCUCCAACAUUACGGCCGGUAAUCAGUCGCAAGUGCAGGCGGUCAUCAAUGUCGGUUUGCUGCCGAAAAUCAUUGAGAAUUUAAGUAAAGGUGAAUUCCAGACACAGAAGGAGGCCGCCUGGGCAAUCAGUAAUCUGACUAUUAGCGGUAAUCGCGAUCAGGUGUUCACAUUAAUCAAGGAGGGGGUCAUACCGCCCUUCUGUGAUUUGCUCUCCUGCCAGGACACACAAGUUAUCAAUGUUGUGCUUGACGGACUCAACAAUAUGCUCAAAAUGGCUGAUAAUCACGUACAGGAGGUUGCUAAUUUAAUUGAGGAAUGUGAUGGCUUGGAGAAAAUUGAAAAGCUACAAAAUCACGAAAAUGUUGAGAUUUACAAGCUGGCAUACGAAAUCAUUGAGCAAUAUUUCUCCGAUGAGCCGGAACAAGCCAGCCUCGCCCCCACCAACGAUGGCACCCAAUUCCAAUUUGAUCCGAACGCUGAUAGCAAAUUACCAAUGAAUUCUUUUAACUUUUUGAAUUAGCACGGCUGCUGUAGAAAUAACAUACGUUUAACCGUAAAGCUACUACCACCAACACGACCGCGACUAGCACCUAAACAACCACCACCACCAAUUACAAAAACAACUACAACACAACAUACUGUAGAGCCAUCAAGCGCCAGCCAAUUGACGUAUCAAAUAUUGAAAACGACAACACCGGCAGCAACGGCCAAGUGUUGAACUGACUGACUGACAGCAAAGAUAAAUUUGCAUAACAAAAAAAAAAUAUGGAGAAAAUAAAAAAAAAAAAUAUACACCGACAACAAAACAGGAAUAGUAGAAAAGAAAAUCAACAGUAACAGCAGCAAGAGGAAUAUUAAGGAAAUGCAACGCAAGAGGCGACAACGACAAAACAUCUUGAUAACUGCACUGCAUAUUUUGUUGUUAGCUAACAUCACACAAAUACAACCAUUUUUAUAGGAUCUGCAGCAGUGAUCAGUGAGAAUGAGUUACUCAUAUGAAAAGAGAAAGCGGCAUCAACAACAAUAGCAGCCAUCGCCAAGUUCGCCUGUCCAAGUUGAUUAUAAUUAUAAUAUUAAAUGAAACAAAAUUAUAUUCAUAUAUAUAUAUAUAUAUAUAUGUAUAUGCCUAUAUAUACAUGGAAUUUUUUGAGUUUAAGAUUGUAGAGAGAAACGAAAUGAAGCAAAUCAACAAAACAGUCUACUGUCGCAUCAACAACAUCAUCAACCUUUUUUUAUCACACAUAAACCCCCACCAACUUCAUUAUCAUGACCACAAAAUCAAAAAAUAAGGUUAAAAAAAAACCAACAAGUGUUAAAUCAUCUGAUAUUCAUAAUCAGCGUUAGUGGGCGUGAUGGAGUUGAUGUGUACUAGUGUAGGGAUAAAACUCACUUGUAAGACAAGUGAAAUUAUUUAAUAAGCACCAAAUAGGUUUCACGAUUUAAUUUGGUAUUUUAGAUUUCAUGUAGACUUUGAGUUUUCUUUUUUCCAAAAACUGCAAACUAAAAUUUAUUAACUUUUUAUUAGCGCUUGACUAACGAGGUUUUCUUUUCUUGAAUAGCCCAAGCAGAAAAAUUUCCUUUACUAUAAAAUUUUAGUGAAAAAUUCAUUGAAAUUAAGUUGUGAAAUAAUAAAGACUGGCCUUGAAAAUUCGAGAACUAA